AAAAAGAAACCAAAAAAGUGGGAGUUGGAGAAUGGUCUGCGUGUAGUCUCUCUUUUCUUGUUAUUUGAAGAAAAAACAUUUUAUUCACCUUAAUGCUUACACCAUUUCCAAAUGAUAUUUUAUUAUGUUUCGCGAGACACAUCGAAGAAGUCACGGUUGUUUAUUAAAAAAGCGUUGAAUUUUUCGUUUUUAUUUUCUUUUUCACAUUAAUAUACAAGAGCGGUCGGUGCUAUAUACAUACUUUCGUUGCAAUAAAGUUGAUAAAUUUCUUCUCGUUUUUUAUCGAUCAACAAUAUAGACAAACAUUAUAUUUAUUGUUGGGUGAAAAUAAAUCGAUUUUUUAACAAGUACUUGGUGAUCUUAAGUGGAUUUUUUAUCGGUGCAACACAAGAAUUGCAUUUUGGAUUAAAUUGGAAUUGUACGGCUUUCGUUCUCUUCGUUGAUCAUUGUGCAAAGUGUAACAAAUUCUUCGACAUAAUCGCAAUUUAUAUAAAAAGGAACUGAAAGAUCCUGUUCCAGUGUGGUAAUCGCUUUCAACGGACAUAACAUGCGAAGAACUUGAGCCUGUUCUCGUUGUCAUCAAUUUUUCUUCUGCUCUUUGAAACGAUUUCUCAUCAAGAUGAUGCCAAAAUCAAUUUCUUCACUUCAACUCGCACCAUUAAUAUUAGCUUUAAUUCUUGUUAAGCAAUGUGCUUCGGUUUCCGGACCAGUGUAUGUUAACCCCAAUGCUCCAGUUCAAGUAGUUCAAGUACAACCGACCAAGGUCAACCGAGAUCCCAGUACGUUUGAAACUCAAACAGUUUAUGGCUUCUUAGAUUUUACAACCACAAUAGGAAAUACCAUUAUGGUAUUCUCUCCCAACAGUGCACCACCACCAGAACCACCAAAACCAGCAAAGCCAACCGUAGUAAAUAGUGUAAUCGAAACGAGACCGCCAGAACAGGUGGUCGUCGCAAGUGAAAUCAAGCCGAGCAAGGCGAAAAGCUCAAGUCAACAAAUCGUUCCGGGAGCAUCAAGUGUUAUUCAUGUGGUAGCAAGUUCUCCGAAAGAAAACGUUGAACGGCCCAAACAGAACAUACCAUCAUCUAAGAUACAAAUUAUCUCCAGCCAAGUUGAGGUUGUAACAGAAAGUUCACCGUCCAUCAUCAAAUCUGUGUCGGAGAAAAAGGAGGACAAACUGUUGGAUCACAUCAAUUUCGUCAAAGCUGUUCCACCACCAGUUAUUUCCAGUCAUGUGGAAGUGCAGGAAUCGGUGCCGUCCAUUGUCACACACGUUGAAAAACCAAAACCAGUGAUUUUGUCCAGUAUUGUCGAGGUUCGGUCCAGUGAAGAAGAAGAAGAAGAGGUGGAGGAGGACGAUGAACCCGUGCUUCAAGUAGAAAAUAAUAUCGGUGAACCGGAAUACGAUUUCUUAUCGCGACAACCGUCCGAAUUUGCCGAAGAAACAUAUCGCAUCCACGAUAUCCGGCCAUCACAAUCGAAGUUUACACAGAAGACAAGAAGCCACCAGGAGACUAAAAAACCGAAUCCCAAUAAACCAGACAGUUUACAUCCGACCGGUCUUGUUACGAAAUUAGGAGGAACUGUUGUUAAAGACGGUGCCACGACUGUCCACGAAACAAGUGUCAUCGGAACGUACAUAGCCGGGAAAUACGCUCAAGUUUUGCAGAGCACCUCACAUAUAUACCAAAACAAUAACAAACACAAGAUAUCGCCAAGUUCCACAUUGAGAAUAUUGAAAACGGCUGCACCUCACAUCAACAAGCAAAAGCAACACAUCGAACCAACAUCGGUGUCGUUAAGUAGCAUCGAACGCGACAAUCUUCCCAUCGACGAUCUGCAUGGCAACUCAUCACCGAAUCAUGUGCGAGCGUCCAGACGACCUGCACAGGCAGCGGGAAGUUUCAAGAAUCGAUUCCGAAAUCGUAACAGCAAAGACUAUGUCGAUUUUCAAGAUGUGGAGCCACAACAGCCGCAGACAACUGUGAAGAACAGCGAAAAGAAGGGACGGAACAACAAUGCGAAUAACAAGCAGAAGAACAAUCGUUUCAACAACCGUUUUUCGACUUCAAGUGUAGAGUUGGCGACUGUAUCAGUUUUCAGCGAGACAACACCCAGCUAUGCCAACCGACGAAACAAGGCUGCCCAGCGAAACAAUUUCAAACCAACGACAACGUACAGCCAAUCAUCACAAGUGGACAACGUCUAUACACGACGCUUCAAACCGAAAUUGCAGGCCACUCCUGUUGACCAGGAACAGCAGACAUCGAGCUUGUACAAAUUUAAGUUGAACCGAACGCCCGGCCGUUGGCAAUAUAAGACAUCACCGAAGCCUCGCGUUACAAUCCGUAAACAGAAUUCGGAAGAUCUGCACGUACAACAGUCGACAACGCCGAACUACGAAAGCGUUCAUCCGAACGAAAAUGAUAUUCCGAUUUCGCGAUCUGACGAUAUUGACUUGGACUCGUCCAGCUCCAUCAAUGGAGAUGUUUUGAACGACGAAGAAACGUUGGACAACGGAAUCGAACAUCGGAAAUUGCCCAUUGAAACGUUGAAGGUUGAAAUAUCCACUCCAGCAGACUUUAAAGACACUUACUACGAAAUCGCUACGAUUAAGUCUCCGUACACCUUCCAGGUUGGCUCUGUGAAAAAUACUCGGUACAUCACCGUCACAUCCACAUUCGAAAAGACCCUAGAUCCAGAACCAACAUCAACAUCCAUUUUAACCGAACCGUUGACAGAGAAUAUUUUAGCGACAACGGCUCACAUCGACAAGGAACACAAUCUUCUUGAUUCGAGCAUAGCCACUCUGCCUCCGAUUUUGCUAUCAUCGGAUCAGGAAACUCCUCCUCUGGAGACAUUGACCGAAACAUUCAGUACCACCCAAUUGAUGCUUAAGACACACAUUCUGCCAGUUCUUCGGGAGGGUGGAAAUGCUACCAGCUACACAUUGACACAAACGUAUCAUAUCACCAGACUGGUCACUGCCACGAAGACCUUACCGCCAAUGGAGGCAUAUCAAUUCAAUCCGUCGAAGGCGCUCAAAGAAUUUAACAGUAAACUGGACGAGGCUGGUUCCGAGUUGAAUUUGGAAUUGGAUUUCGGUGACGAUAAUGAACACGAAGAGGAGGAUAAUGAGCGCAGAGAGUUGCCGGCUGAUUUGGACCUAUCAAACAUUGGAUCUGAGUUUGAUUUAUCCGAAGUGGACAAAUCCAACAUUCCGGAAGGACAUUUACGACCCAAGAAGAAGCAUAACAAUGCGCAGAAAGUCGAAACGAGUAUUGAACAGCAACAGCAGCAACCACAGCAACAACAACAACAGUUAAUGCAAAAUUUGAGUCCGGACCAAUUACAGCAAUUGGCUCUGUUAAGAUUCCUAAAUCCAAACGCAGCACCACAAAUUCCCCAAAUGAAUCAAGUGAUCACCACAUCGAAGCCAGUUUUGAAAACCGAAACCGUUUUCGAAUCGCAUGUCAUUCCAAUUUUCAACGGAGUAUCGACUAGCUUCAGCACCAUUUCCAGACCAGUAGCCACCGUAACGAAAACUGAAUAUGAAAUUGGCACUUCAGCCGUUCCAUCCCUUCCGCUACAGCCGCCUCCACUAAACCCAUUGUUCCAACAGCCACAACAACAACAACAAUUCCAAAUCACAACGGCUCCCAUUGUCACACAAACUGUGCUAACGCAAACUCAAAGCAAAAUUCUCAAACUGACAUUCGGAGCGAAAACAGCCUACACGACCAUCUAUUCAACAACCGUUGUGCCCACCAUUCUAACCACUUUCGUCACACAGUCAGUGGCUGUGCAGCCGACAGCUGCUUUUCCAGGCUAUUUCCCAGGAGCUCCGUUCGCUCCAUUCCCGUAUGUCGGUUAAACUUUAGACGCAUUUCAUUAUCAGACUAAGUGUUUAGUCAACAUCCCUAGGGUUAAAACAAAUUUCUGAAAAAUAUUUAUUUUAUCAUUUUUGCCAAGCUGCUCUAUUGACGAUUUUACUAACAAUAAUGGGUUGAGAGUCGGUUCGUAGCUCCGGAAGCAGACAUCAAAUUACACCCCACUUUCACUUUCUUCUUUAUCAUUGAAACAUUGUUUGACCAUCCACUAAUUUUAAGCUCGACCUUUCUCUUUCGAUAACUUCUUAAAUGGCAUUUUUGCUGACGACACCGGUGGUCUGCAGAGCCAAUACUCUCGCAAGUGAACAGACUCACGAAUCAUAAAUAAGUAGCAGCGUUUCACACAAGGUUCUGAACCUUGGUUUCACAGACAUCUUCACCGCCAUCUUUAAAUGUUUGUUUACUAGAUAGAGUAUUGGCAGGGCUAAUUUUGCAUUGCUGAGUGCUCUCUUCUUGUCGCUAUUGAUAUACAAACUAAUUUAUUUUUCGCAUCUUAUUCCAUCAAUGUUACGUCGCUUAUCAUAGCUCGACCUAGAUAUUUAAAAAAAACAUUAUUUCGCGACGUAUCAAAUAUAUUGAAAGUGCUAACAAUUUACCUGGAUUAAUGGGUAAAACGGAAAUUGAGAGAUUUUAAUUUGUAGCUUUUAAUUGGAGAAGAAAGUUUUUUUUUUGUUUUAAAUAUUAAACAAAUGUGUAAAUAGCAAUAAAUUGUGUACUUUGGAUAGGAGAGAAAUAUUAUUUUGUAAAUAAUUUAAUCGAAAACGUGUGUAAGCUCGUACCUGCUGAACGAGGUUAAAUAGAAAAGGAUUCCUUUUUUUUAAGAAAAUAAAUAAAUAAAAAUUGU
Messenger RNA from Bradysia coprophila, 4734 nucleotides. RefSeq lists its product as uncharacterized. NCBI's taxonomy places the organism in Eukaryota, Metazoa, Arthropoda, Insecta, Diptera, Sciaridae. The record is from RefSeq and is a predicted model, not a curated record.